AUGCCGACCCAAACCUCGAACUCGGACUCUGCGACGAGUCCGGCAGAGAUACCGAGACCUUCAACCUCAGGACCGACGUCUUCGGCAACCCGGAAGUCACGCCGAUAUGGAUUUGCUUGCUCCAGCUGCAAAUCCCGCAAAGUCAAAUGCAGUGGACACCGGCCCAUCUGCACUGGGUGUCGCCGGUCAGGCGAGGAGUGUGUCUGGCCGGCGCCCACCACGGCGGAAUCCCGACUACGCGAAGCCAACGCCCGAAUUAGAAGCCUAGAAGCUUCAAUGAGAGAGCCUGAAAAUGAAACAUCUAGGUCUCCGAGCACGAACCAGAGGCAUGAGACAUACACACCCCAGACAAAUGCAACGUCGGAUUCUACCCAUGGACCAUCAAACGACGGCAGUCGGGCAACAGCUACCACAGAACCCGACGGUGAGGGCUCUUUGUGGUUCCAGGUUGGCAUUGGAGAGGAUGGAGCAGUCAUCUACAAUGGCCCUACAAGUCGUUUCCACGCCGGGGCUCUGGAGGAAGACAAUCUUAACGAGGCGAGCGACCCAAUACGGGGCCACAUCGAAACCUUGCAGUCCCAGUACGCUCUAAUGGACUCCGUCUGGCUGCCUCUUAUUGCUGCCAAGCCAGGAAUGAAUGGGACAGGAGUAGAUGCAACCACUGGUAUGGCCCUGCUAGACAUCUACUGGUCAUGGUUGCACCCUUUGCAUAGCUGCGUCUACAGGCCUAUUCUAAUGAUGGAUCUGGCACUGGGAGGCCCAUACUGCUCUGACUUUCUGUUACUAUGCAUCUUUGGGUUGGCAGCGAGGCACUUGCCUGAAGAAGCUUCUGAUACCUCCGGUGUCAGCAAAGGAGAGCGCUUCAUCGCUCGUGCUCGAGAGUUACUCCUCCAAGAGAUGGCAGCAACGAAACCAGCCAUACCUACCAUUCAGGGGCUGUUGAUUCUGGGUGGCAGACAAUGCGCUACGGGAAAGAGCUCCGAAGGAUGGCUUUACACUGGUAUGGCCAUCCGCAUGAUGAAAGACAUUGGUCUUCACCUUGAUAUUACUAAGUUGUCGAGGCUGGAGCGAUGGACACCGGCCGAGAUCGAGACUCGCAAGCGAUUGUACAACUCCGCGUACAUAUGGGACAAGACUCUGAGCCUCGCCCUCGGGCGUCCUCCCUCAUUGACAAGACGUCCAUACCCUGCUCAAGAAAUACUGGAUAAAGUUGACGAUCAACGCCUCUGGAAGCCGGUCCACGCCACUGAGGUUUCCGAGAACUAUGUUCUUUUGCCUUCUUGGACUACAUCAACGUUUUGCGCUUUUUGUCAUCUACAUGAAAUCACAACAUCCAUGAUGUUAUUGUUCUCUAGUCUGACCAAAAAUGACGAGUUUGCCUCUCAGAUUGCAGACAUUGAUAGCAGAAUCCAUGAAUGGUAUGAUAGCAUGCCUGCUGCUCUGAAGAUAGAGGAUAUCUCUGGCUUGAGACAAAGUCCGCCGCCGCAUAUUGUUUCCUUGAAUCUUCUUUACCAUGCCCUUCAUAUCCUUCUCAGGCGACCCUAUCUCAGUUCUUCAGACAAGGACCUGAAAGAGCGAAGCAUGAAAGUUUGCAUCGAACACUCGAAGAAGAUUCAUGCCAUUCAUUCUUUGUACUCCCAAACGUUUCCUCAUAGGCUGAUGACCUAUCAAGUCAGCUACUGCAUCUAUACCGCAGCAACUGUUGAGACGGAAGAGUUGAAAAGAGCAACGACACAACAAGACCGAGAAGAUGCUGCAGCGCGUCUUGCAGCCGCAUUCAGAAUUCUGCAGAAGGAAGCCUCGCAUACACCUGGCAGCGGGCGGAGUCUGGACACUAUCCGAAGACUCUUGAGUACGGGACAGCCUUCAAGAAACGGCGGGCAUGAGAAGACACCCAUGCCGAGGAAUCACUUGCAACAGCCCAGCCAACGACAACCCCGCACGACGAAUACCGAGAGUAACGGAAGCGGGUACGCCAACGGUAACGGCGGGCUUCUUGGCUCAGCCCCAGGCCAAUUCUCCGCAUCAGCCGAUUCAUCUGCAACAAACAACAACUCGCUCUUCCCCCCAAAUGACGGCGGAGUAUGGAAUGAUGACAUUGGAUACGGUGGUACGGACACUGGCGCCGGAUUUCAUCCCGACGCCUUCCCUUGGGGGGUUGCCGGCUUAUCGACGUUCUCUGGUGCCGGCAUGUUGUGGCCGUCGUUAUCGAAUGCCGAGAGCUUCCAAUGA
Colletotrichum gloeosporioides is the source of this 2232-nucleotide messenger RNA. Its product is annotated as putative transcriptional regulatory protein. Gene Ontology annotation, molecular function: DNA binding; DNA-binding transcription factor activity, RNA polymerase II-specific; zinc ion binding. Bases 1 to 2232 code for a protein of 743 amino acids. The transcript has 2 exons. The record is from RefSeq and is a predicted model, not a curated record. Lineage: Eukaryota; Fungi; Ascomycota; Sordariomycetes; Glomerellales; Glomerellaceae. Gene Ontology annotation, biological process: DNA-templated transcription; regulation of DNA-templated transcription.